Molecule: messenger RNA, 2166 nt
Organism: Leguminivora glycinivorella
Lineage: Eukaryota; Metazoa; Arthropoda; Insecta; Lepidoptera; Tortricidae
Product: probable peroxisomal acyl-coenzyme A oxidase 1
Exons: 13
Coding region: 111-2123 (670 amino acids)
Biological process (GO): lipid homeostasis; fatty acid beta-oxidation using acyl-CoA oxidase
Cellular component (GO): peroxisome
Molecular function (GO): fatty acid binding; acyl-CoA oxidase activity; FAD binding
Source: RefSeq, a predicted model, not a curated record
UAGUAUUGAAAACAGUGUUUAAACAUAUCAAAAAAUAUAAAUAUAAGUAUCGCGAGUUCGUUCAUAGUUGGAACUGCAUUAGUUAGUCUUGUAUUGUAUUCUAUGCAAAAAUGGCUCCAGAUGUGGCAGUGAAUGAAGAUUUGGUUAGAGAAAGAAAAAAGUGUAAUUUCAAUAUAGAAGAGCUUACUUAUGUUAUAGACGGAGGAAGAGAAAGGACUGAGGAGAGAAGACAUAUAGAAAGCAUUGCAUUUAAGGAAGAACAUCUAGAAGUGGUAAAUAAAGGCCCUCCAGAUGAAUGCCUAAGCUUAAAGGAACGAUACGAGAGAGCGAUCGAGAAGUCCUGCCUAUACGCAGUCUUGUUCAAGAACUUCCUCGCGGCAGGCGAUGUAGAUAUUGUAACUAUUGGGACAUCUUUUCUCCGGAGGACAGCAGACGCCUACCUAAACGAGCAGUCCCCAUUCGCUGUUCACUUGGGGAUGUUCGUGACAACCAUCCUGGGCCAGGGCACGCCGGAUCAGAUGGCAGAGUGGCUGCCGAGCGCUUUGGAUAUGCAGAUCGUUGGCACGUAUGCUCAGACUGAGUUGGGCCACGGCACCUUCAUCCGAGGGCUAGAGACGACGGCAACCUAUAAUCCUGAGACGGAGGAGUUCGUGUUGCAUACGCCCACGCUCUCUGCUCACAAGUGGUGGCCGGGCGGACUGGGAAAAACAGCCAACCACGCCGUCGUCAUAGCCCAGCUGUACACCAAGGGCGAGUGCCACGGAACCCACCCCUUCAUAGUCCAGAUUCGGGACAGGGAGACCCAUAUGCCUCUACCUGGUAUCAGUGUGGGAGAGAUCGGGCCAAGGAUGGGGUAUAUCAAUGCUGACAAUGGAUUCCUAGGAUUUGACCACGUCAGGAUACCUAGGGAGAAUAUGUUGAUGAAGAAUGCACAGGUCUUGAAGGAUGGAACAUACGUGAAGAAGUCCCACAAGAAGAUGACGUACGGAACGAUGGUGUUCAUCCGUGUGAUCCUGGUCAACGACGCAGCGUUCAACCUGGCCAAGGCUGUCACUAUAGCCGUACGCUACUCCGCUGUGAGGAGGCAAUGUCAGCCCAACCCGGAUGCUCCGGAACCUCAGAUCCUAGACUACAUAACGCAGCAGCAUAAGUUGUUCAUUGGCAUAGCCACAGCACAUGCACUGCAACUCACUAGUGCUUGGUUGUGGACUACCUUUGCUGCCGUGCAGGCCGACAUGAUAGAGGGAAAUGUGGAUAAUUUGCCAGAGCUCCAUGCUUUAUCCAGCUGCCUGAAAGCCCUCAGCACAUCAGACUCCCUGACCCUCAUAGAGCAAUGUCGCUUUGCAUGUGGUGGUCACGGAUACAUGCUGUCCUCUCGUCUGCCAACUCUGUACGGCUAUGUGGCGGGUAUCCGGACCAAUGAGGGAGACUAUACUAUCUUGAUGCUGCAGUGUGCAAGGUUUUUAGUAAAGGCCUUUGAGCAGACAAAGGCAGGGAACUCUGUAUCACCCACCGUCUCGUACUUAUCUCAAACGGCUUCAGUGAAUAACUGGGAUCCUUCAUUAGAAGGCAUUGUAUCAUCGUUCCAACGACUUGCUAAAGGCAAGAUAUCUGCGGCUGUGACGAGCAUUCGAAGAAGAGUGAAGAGUGGGAUGAGCUACGAAGACGCUUGGCAGCUCUCGACGGUCCAGUUAGUGACUACAGCCGAGGCUCACUGCCGUGCCGUCAUCUGCAGCACCUACUGGAGUGAAACACAACGGCUGACAGCAGCGUCGUCGGCAAACGUCAGGACCGUCAUGUAUCAGCUGGCUUCUCUCUAUAUCACUUACUGGGCUUUAGAGAGGACUGGAGACUUGUUGAGGUAUUGCGGCAUCAGCGAAAACGACAUCGUAAGCCUGCAAGAACGGUAUGAAGAGUUACUAGCCCUCAUCAGACCGAAUGCCGUUGGACUUGUCGACGCCUUUGAUAUCAGGGAUGAGAUCCUGCAAUCAACUCUUGGCGCAUACGACGGCCGCGUGUACGAGCGGCUUAUGGCAGAUGCUCGGAAGACACCCCUCAACGCCGAGCCGGUCAACAAGAGCUUCUACACGCAUUUCAAACCCUUCAUGCAGGGCAAACUGUGAGACUUGAACUGUGAUUGUGACGUCAUUAAAGUUUUGGUUGUGA